UGCCCCAAGCCGCCGACAACCACUUCUCCUUUUGCCUAGCGACCACAUCUGGCAUUGGUGCUGCUGCACUUCUCUUUUCUUUUUUCUCUGCGCGUCUCUAUUCCUUCUGGUGUCGCUUUCUUUCACUAUGAGUUGCAGCCAUGUACAAAGAGGAUGAAGUAUCGGCUAUAGUGAUAGAUCAAGGGUCUCACACUUGCAAAGCUGGUUAUGCCAGCGAAGAUGCUCCCAAAGCCGUGUUUCCUUCUGUUGUGGGGUCCAUUGAUCAGAUGGAUGCUGUCGAUGUUGACAACGAAAACAACGAUUUUGAGACUAACAACAGUAAUGUUGAUUCCAACAAACCCAAGGGAAGACGCAGAUUGUGUGUAGGCUCUCAAGCCUUGGGUUUUCGACGCGAUCAUCUGAAAAUGCUGUCUCCCCUAAAGGAUGGGGUUAUUAUUGAUUGGGAUAUUUUUGCCAGCAUAUGGGAUCAUGCUUUCAAGGAGUGUUUACUCAUUGAUCCUAAGGAACAUCCAAUGCUACUUGCGGAGCCAUCUUCCAACACUCAACAGCAGAGGGAGUGGACAGCGUAAUUCAUGUUCGAAUAUUAUGAAGUUCCUGCUUUAUUUUUGGCCAAGAAUAUGGUUCUUACAUCUUUUGCAUCAGGACGUGCUACCUCUGUCGUUGUUGAUAGUGGUGGAGGAUCGACUCAGUUGCCCCAGUACAGGACGGUUAUGUUCUUCAAAAAGCAGUGUCUUCUUCUUCUAUUGGAGGAGAAUGUUUUAUCGAUUGCUUGAUGAAAAGCUUGGAAAGCAAAGAAUCCUACA
Molecule: messenger RNA, 803 nt
Organism: Durio zibethinus
Lineage: Eukaryota; Viridiplantae; Streptophyta; Magnoliopsida; Malvales; Malvaceae
Source: RefSeq, a predicted model, not a curated record